Molecule: messenger RNA, 2668 nt
Organism: Microplitis demolitor
Lineage: Eukaryota; Metazoa; Arthropoda; Insecta; Hymenoptera; Braconidae
Exons: 6
Coding region: 915-2222 (435 amino acids)
Source: RefSeq, a predicted model, not a curated record
UGGCAAAAGUACCGGUUUUAAAUAAAAUUUAUUGGUGUUAAUUUAGCGAUUGUGGAAAAACCUGUUUUUUUUAUCCCAAAAAUCAGUUAUAUACGAAUGAAUGUAACGACAUUGACCUACAAUUGUAACUUGGCAAUGUCAGUAACCGCUUCUCAUUUUGACUCCUGUACAUAUCUUAAAUCGUGUAGCGUUUCGCGAGCCGCUGAUUCUUCCGCCCCUCAGACCGGAAUACCGCGUAAAAAAAUUUUUUUUUUCCAACCUGCCCGCAAUACUCAAAUAUUUUAAAUAUAAUUUAAAUGUAAUUACACAUUGAUUAUUAUGAAUACAAUAUUAUUAACAGACGUUAUUUAAACUGCCAUGUAAAAUGAAAAUAUCGUAAAUUUUUUUUGUUAAUAUAAUUAUUUAAAUUCUAUUAAUUGAAUAGUCAUAACAACAAAUUAGUUAAAUUAUGCCACAAAAUUAACGGUAGUAUUAAGAAAAAAAAAAUUAUUAGUUAAAAGACAGAAAGUCGUCACGGGUCUUGUUCAAAGCGAUACUCUAUCUUCUUAUGUGAAUACUGAAGAAGUAAAAGAAGUAGAAGACUUAUGCUUAUGACCAGAAUGGUUGUUAGCUGAGGCAUCAGGCAUGCAUUAACAGUACUCAACUGUACUCUACGGUUGGGCUGGUGAUUCCCUGUUUCUUUACUUCCCUUCUUCACUACUUAUUCCAACUGUCUGCGGGGGGCUUAACAAGUGUCUUCACCAUAACGUUCAGUCCAUCGGGAACCUUCAUCAAAAUUACAUCAUUUUCAACAAGUUGUUACUAUUCUUAAUUUGUUGGUUAUUUAUAUCAAUAGGUUUAUACAAUAGACUUUUUUUUCAUUUUUUUAUAAAAAUUUUUUUUAAUUUUUAAGUGAAUAUUUAAUUACGUCUUAAAUGAUGUGGAGAAUUCUCAUUGUUGGAUUUUUUACGGUAACACUAGCUCAAGAUUACGAGGUAUCGGAUAUUCAGUGUAGCUCUACAACAGCUACAACGGAUCUUCUUACUGCUAAAAUAAAACGUCCGGUUGGAUUUAAAGGUUCACCGCUUUUCGCUGAUGACCGCGCUGCUGAUCCUUUGACUGAUAUUCAAUGCCAAAUACGGCCCGAUCCAAAUGAUUCAUUAGAAGAUAAUUACUUUUUAAAAGUAACUGAUUUUUCACGUUGUGGAAUUCUGAAAAGAAAUGGGUUUAUUCACCUGAGAAUUUGGUUUCCGGCUUUUCCUGGAGUCGUAAUGUUGGCAGAUCAGGAAUUAAUUCUAAUGUGUAGACCACCGGAACCGACGCUUUUGAGACAUAAAGCCGCAGGUUUUGCUGGAACAUUCCCUCAUGGUGCACGGGUAUCAGGUAUUGUAGAGGAAACACCCGGACGUUUAGAGUAUGAAGUAGCUUUAUAUCGCGAAGCAGUUGGAAAUACUUCUGAAAGUUCAAUUGGUUCUGAAACAGUAGAUCAAGCUGUUCCAAUCGGGACAAAGCUUCAAUUACGUGCUCGAAUAAGUGCCGAAAGUGCUUGGGGAUAUAUUAAGUUAAUUGAAGUGACAGUGAGUCCUGAUCCAGAUCAACCAAAUGCACCUGGUAGUGUUAUUCUUGUUAAAGACGGAUGUAGAAAUCGUGAUUUUGCAUCAAUAAUUCCCCAUCAACCAGCACGCUAUCGCGAUAGAAAAAAUGAAGUAUUUCUUGACUUUGAAGCUUUUCUCUUGAGCUCAAUGCGUGAAAGAUCGACUUUGUGGAUUCAUUCACAGAUAAAAGCUUGCAUAGAGCCUCAUGAUUGUCAACCAGACUUUUGUUUGGAUCUUUUUGAGCCGUCUGGUCAUGGAAAACGUAAGCGUAGAUCAGCUGGUUCAAUUGAAGAAAUGUUAAAGACAAAUGAACCGAAAGUUGAACGUUUAAUUAAAAACUAUAAUGACUCAACGCAAUUUACUAAGAUUAAAGAAAAUAUUGAAUACACUGUCAUGAUGCCAAGUGAUCUUUAUGAUAAAGUUGCCAUAGGCUUAGAAGGAAAUUGUGGGAAUUUCCUUUACAUUGCUACUGGCCUUGGAGUAUUACUCAUGUUUUCAGUAUUUAUAAUGUGUUAUCUUGUUUCACGGUUACACAACGUAGCUACAAAUGUGCCUCAAAAUAAAUCCAUCGAUGAAUUAAUCAGAGAGCGUUCAAGAAAAUAUUGUGAUCCUGCACCUGGAUAUACUGGUCGUACGACUAUGCAAUAAAAAGAAAGUUUUAGUAGGAUUUUUCUUCUCAUAAUUCAUUUAUCAUGUGGUAUUAGUACAUUGUCAUUCAAAAUUACUUCAUUUAUCACAAAUCAUAAUCAUCAAUCAUUUUUUAUCGAUAAUCUACAUAUUUAUAUUUAAAAAAAUAAAAUUCUCUUUUGUAAGAGAUGUGCAAAGCUAUGAUGUGACCUGAAGAAACAAGAAUUGCGACGUUUUUUUUUUUUGCUCAUCAAAUAUUGCGUAUAAUUUAUAACUGUAUUAUUUUUCUGUGGAAUAGGGCGUGGUAACUUAUUAAAUGGACUGAGUGGUUUGGGGUAAAUUAUUACUUUGUAUAUAGAUACAAAAAUAUAUUUAUGUAAUUUAUAUAUUUAGGUAUAUAAUUAAUUUAUAUAUUUUUAGUACCAUUGACAAUUUUCAUAAUUAUUUUCAUUUAUAAGUGAAUUUAA